GCAGAAAUAAUACUUACAUACACAUACUAGAGCCUUUUUUUCCAAAAAAAAAAAAAAAUAGAGUUAAAAGGGUCAAAACACAAUUCAAGUAUGACUUUUUCUUUAGUUUUUUAUCUAAACUAUCACAUGCUAAAAUUUUAUAUCUAAGCUAUCACUAACUAGUUAGCAAAAAAUAUCUCAAUUAUCAAUUGUUCACUUUUAAAAUAGAAAAAGUGAACAAAUUGAUAAUUUAGAUGUAUUUUGCUAAAUAGUUUGAUAAUUUAACUAGGAAACUAAAAAAAUAUAGUUAUUUUUUUACCAUUAUUUCAAAAAUAUAUUUCUACAAUACAUAGCUGUUACUUCUACAUCAAGAUGUCCUUCAAACCAGCACUAGUGGCAGCCUUUUUUACUAUCUACUACUAUGAUCAUCAUAGACCCUGUGCCUCUUUCUCAACUAUUAUCAUUGUCCAUAAAAGUGGAUUUGUCUUCACAGUCCCAUCACAGGAUAUAGAAGAGUAAUUAUUACACCCUUUUUAGCUCUUAGUCUUAUUACUACUGUUCACUUUGUUAUGUUAUUAAAAUCUUGGAAAUUAAAUAUAGAAUCUUGUGGACACCCUGUUCUUAUUUAAUAUACACAUUAAAUGAAAACUUGAAAGUUUGCAUGAGGAUAUAAAUAAAAUUAAUAAAAUGAAGUAGUAGCAUUUAUCCUAUUGCUACCCUAUUUAUUCAUUAGUAUUGUGAUGUGUAUGUGUGAAUGAAUUGUUGUACUGAUACUUAUGUCUUCUUGGUGGUUGUUACUUGGCAUUAGUUGUUGCCUUGUUGGGGUCCUGUUUUUCCUGCCUCUUUCUUUGGACCCUCUAAUUAUCCCAAGCGUCAGUAAAAACUCAGUACAGUAAUUAUUUCUCUUCAUCUGUCUACUUCACCUUCUUCCUUAACUCUCCCCUUCAAUUUUAUUUUAUUUUUACUUGUGUUUUUACUCCUUGGCCCGCCUCUUCCACUAAGGCCCCAGUUUGUGUGUAUACAUUUGUGAAAAUAAGAAGUAAAAAAAAAAAAGAGCUUCAUUUGUUAUUUGUGUCAGCAAGACUAUAACCACUAUUGUACUACCAAAGUCUGCCACUUUCAAUAUUAUUAGUCUGUGUACGUCCUUUGUUGUUUGCCCAUUUGCAAGGUCAUUUUGUUUUCAAGAUUCUUGGUUGGGUGAUUGGAGAAGUACUUUUAUAUGUAGAAACAGGACCACCAAGAGUGGGGUGAUUUUGGUGGUGAAUUUGAUAUACUGUUGUUGGUGAAAGUGAAAAAAGGAAAAUAAUGGUAGGGGCUGGUUCUGGAGGAACUGGUUCAGUGCCAUCUUUGCCACCACCUCGUCCAAAAUCACCACCUCAGUAUCCAGAUUUGUAUGGCAAACGUAGAGAAUUGGCUAAAGUUCAGAUGCUUGAAAGAGAAAUUGGCUUUCUUGAGGAAGAACUGAAAUCCAUUGACGGCCUUCAACCUGCUUCUCGGUCCUGUAAAGAAGUGACAGAAUUUGUAUCGGACCAUUCAGAUCCUCUUAUACCAACAAUAAAGAAGAGUUAUAGAAGCUGUUGUUUCUGGAAACGGCUCUGUGGCUCAUCAUGUUUCAAUCUCUCGUGGAUUUGUUGCUGGUGCCGAUGUCCUCGUAUAAAGAUGCCGGACUGCUGUAACUGCAAUAUAUGUAACUGCUGCCCAUCUAUCAGUUGCUCAAUACCUAAGUGUCAAUGUUUCUCGUGUCCACGGUCUAAAUGCUGCUGCAGCAAGCCUGUUUGCAAAUGGAGUUGCUGUAGCUUAAAGUGUCCUUCCUGCUUUAGCUGCCCCUCUUGUAGCCCAUGUACAUGUUCUUAUCCUAGGUGUCCAAAGUUAAAUUGUAGUUCCUGUUGUAAAAAUUGCUUGCGCUGCUUCUGCCCGUGCUACUUCUGUUAGUAGUCAGUACUAUUAAAUCAAUGCAAUAAUUCCUAUAAGAAAGCUUGCUUCUAUAAAAUUGUGAAUAUUUUUGUCUGAAUAGCAUUUGGAUU
Molecule: messenger RNA, 2003 nt
Organism: Lycium barbarum (goji berry)
Lineage: Eukaryota; Viridiplantae; Streptophyta; Magnoliopsida; Solanales; Solanaceae
Product: guanine nucleotide-binding protein subunit gamma 3
Exons: 5
Coding region: 1285-1911 (208 amino acids)
Biological process (GO): G protein-coupled receptor signaling pathway
Source: RefSeq, a predicted model, not a curated record